AUGUGCCCUUGGAAAUUAUCAGUCAGCAUUUUUGCCCCACUAAAGUCCUAUCUAGCAUAUCUCAAGACGGGAUGUGUCACAAACACAAUUACCUCAACACUGCCACAUCGUCAACCUAUUGACACUUAUUUUCAGCUUUUGUUGAAACAAUAACUCAUCUUUUUUGCAUUGCAGCAUCUUUGUGCUGUCACAGCAUUUGAACAUAUCUAGAGCAUUCAGCAGUUCAGUCUCUUUUUUUGGGAUUGACAGUAUGUUUGGAUUGACAAUAAGUGACACACUGUCAAUGAACAUGGGCAAGUGGGGGAGGGAUUUUAGCUAAAUGUGCAAACAAUAUUCAGAGUAAUUGAUGAGUUGAAUUAAAUCUAUUUUUAUGGGUUUUUGUGUUGCAGUACACUCGGGUGUGGAUCCCAGACCCAGAGGAUGUAUGGAGAGCUGCAGAGAUCAUCAAGGACUACAAGGAGGGAGAGCCCAUCCUGCACCUCAAACUUGAAGAUGAAUCGGUAAUCUGCCCACCCACUGGAUCAGGCCACAUUUAUAAGAUAAAUAGUUUUAUUUUUAUUUUUUAUAUAGCCCUUGAGGACUCAAUAUGCUUUGGUCUAUUUUGUCGUGCUGAUGUACAUUUGCACAGGUCCUCAUUUAAAGCAGUUAAUGUAUGUGCACACCCACGCACAUUAGAUAUUUUGGUGCCAUGAAUCGUUAAUCGUAUUUUUUGAAGUGAGAAAUGCAAGCACUGAGAGUUCACGAUACAGUUAUUAAAUAACAAUGCACUGUGCCAAGAGUAGUUUGAAUAAAUCAGCAGAUGAUGAUAUUAUUAUUUCACUUUCUGCAGCAGCAGUAUAUUCCCCUACAUACCUACUCAUGAUCACAAUCUCUAUUUGAUACUACCCACAGGGUGGGCUUGUCAGGUAUGAUUCAUACACACCUAGAUGCCAUCAAAUCCAUAUUCUUUAACAUAAGUAGUUAUGGACAGUGCUGCAAUAUGAUUUCAACUGAUAAAGGGUGUAAUCAUACCAUCAAAACAGGUGCACAUGUGCAAAGACUUGGCUUUAAUAAUUUAUUUUUGUAUUUACAUUUUUGCUUGAACCUCUUCUGUCCCAGCUGUUGGAAUACCGCAUCGGACUCAAAGACAACCCUCUUCCCUUCCUCCGGAACCCAGAUAUCCUGGUGGGGGAGAAUGACCUCACAGCGCUCAGCUACCUUCACGAGCCUGCUGUCCUGCACAACCUCAAAGUGCGCUUCCUCGAGCCCAACCACAUCUACACAUACUGUGGUGAGUCUCUAUACUGUACCACCUGCUCUGACAGUGCCACUUACAGUAAACAGAUUCAGUCUGGUCUGUAUAGCGUCUCUUAGCAAAGCCCUUGGUCUAACCUUGUGCUGCAAAUUCCUCUGUUUACUAGGGUAGCUGGUUUAUUUUACACCAUUUAGUGUCAAGGCUUUCAUUUACCUUAAUGGUUGGCUUGUCCCAACUUUUACAAACCUGUCCUCCCAAUUCUCCAAUCAGCUAGGGUUCCAUUGACUUAAGCAGCCAAUGAGUGAGCUGUUGCCAUGUGUGGAAUGCGCCCUAAACAAAGCAGACAAAGGGGAAUGGGAAAAGACAAUAUUUGUCUGUUGAUCCUACGCUGGCCAUAGAUAUCACCAUCAUGUUUUAAUUAGGGAAAUCUGUCCCCAUAGUAACCCUGCCAAUGCUACAUUCCUCUGGUCAUCUGGAUGUUGUGAUAUGUUUUGAUAGUAUUUUCCUAUCAAAGGUAGUAGGAAAAAUACAAAUGGCUGUUAACAAUGUGUUUUUACCCACAAUAGCAUAUUGUACUGUACUGUAUGAUAGGAUUAUCUAAUUGUUAUUAUUAUUAUCUGUGAUACAGUGGGGGAAAAAAGUAUUUAGUCAGCCACCAAUUGUGCAAGUUCUCCCACUUAAAAAGAUGAGAGAGGCCUGUAAUUUUCAUCAUAGGUACACGUCAACUAUGACAGACAAAUUGAGAAUUUUUUUUCCAGAAAAUCACAUUGUAGGAUUUCUUAUGAAUUUAUUUGCAAAUUAUGGUGGAAAAUAAGUAUUUGGUCACCUACAAACAAGCAAGAUUUCUGGCUCUCACAGACCUGUAACUUCUUCUUUAAGAGGCUCCUCUGUCCUCCACUCGUUACCUGUAUUAAUGGCACCUGUUUGAACUUGUUAUCAGUAUAAAAGACACCUGUCCACAACCUCAAACAGUCACACUCCAAACUCCACUAUGGCCAAGACCAAAGAGCUGUCAAAGGACACCAGAAACAAAAUUGUAGACCUGCACCAGGCUGGGAAGACUGAAUCUGCAAUAGGUAAGCAGCUUGGUUUGAAGAAAUCAACUGUGGGAGCAAUUAUUAGGAAAUGGAAGACAUACAAGAACACUGAUAAUCUCCCUCGAUCUGGGGUUCCACGCAAGAUCUCACCCCGUGGGGUCAAAAUGAUCACAAGAACGGUGAGCAAAAAUCCCAGAACCACACGGGGGGACCUAGUGAAUGACCUGCAGAGAGCUGGGACCAAAGUAACAAAGCCUACCAUCAGUAACACACUACGCCGCCAGGGACUCAAAUCCUGCAGUGCCAGACGUGUCCCCCAGAAGAGGAUUGGGAGAAUGUCAUAUGGUCAGAUGAAACCAAAAUAGAACUUUUUGGUAAAAACUCAACUCGUCGUGUUUGGAGGACAAAGAAUGCUGAGUUGCAUCCAAAGAACACCAUACCUACUGUGAAGCAUGGGGGUGGAAACAUCAUGCUUUGGCGCUGUUUUUCUGCAAAGGGACCAGGACGACUGAUCCGUGUAAAGGAAAGAAUGAAUGGGGCCAUGUAUCGUGAGAUUUUGAUUGAAAACCUCCUUCCAUCAGCAAGGGCAUUGAAGAUGAAACGUGGCUGGGUCUUUCAGCAUGACAAUGAUCCCAAACACACCGCCCGGGCAACGAAGGAGUGCCUUCGUAAGAAUCAUUUCAAGGUCCUGGAGUGGCCUAGCCAGUCUCCAGAUCUCAACCCCAUAGAAAAUCUUUGGAGGGAGUUGAAAGUCCGUGUUGCCCAGCGACAGCCCCAAAACAUCACUGCUCUAGAGGAGAUCUGCAUGGAGGAAUGGGCCAAAAUACCAGAAACAGUGUGUGAAAACCUUGUGAAGACUUACAGAAAACGUUUGACCUGUGUCAUUGCCAACAAAGGGUAUAUAACAAAGUAUUGAGAAACUUUUGUUAUUGACCAAAUACUUAUUUUCCACCAUAAUUUGCAAAUAAAUUCAUUAAAAAUCCUACAAUGUGAUUUUCUGGAAUUUUUUUCUCAUUUUGUCUGUCAUAGUUGACGUGUACCUAUGAUGAAAAUUACAGGCCUCUCUCAUCUUUUUAAGUGGGAGAACUUGCACAAUUGGUGGCUGACUAAAUACUUUUUUUCCCCCACUGUAUGUGGUUGUCCCACCUAACUAUCUUAAGAUGAAUGCACUAACUGUAAGUCACUCUGGAUAAGAGCGUCUGCUAAAUGACUAAAAUGUAAAUGUAAAAAUGAUUAGCUAACUUAACAAGAAGAUUAGUUUAUUGUCUAUUGUCACAGGACAGAGAUGUCUUUUUUCUUUAUUCCAAUAGCAACGGUCAUUAAAAUUGUUAAAAGUAAAAAAAAAAAACUAUUAUAAUAAAUGAAACAAUGGAUGAAGAUAAUCCAAACUUUUUGAUUUUUUAAAGAAAUCAAUUAGAUAUUGACUGAAUUAUAGCACAUAAAACAUUGUACUGGCACAUACAAUUAAUGGAGUUAAGGUAUUUUGGUGGGAAUUCAGGUAUUUACCUUCUUACACUGCACUCAUAAAUCUUCUUAGUAUAUCAGGUAUUUCUGAAAUAUUUUGUGAAAAUAUGUGCCUAAUUUACAUAUAUACAGUACACGGGUGUAUUUGCAUUCAUGAAGAAAUUAAUAUAAAGGGGUGGAACAGGGCUGCAACCACCAAAAACAUGCUCUGUCUCUAGGUUAUUCGUUACUGUUGUUGUCACCUUAAUUCGACAAGUGUGUCAAGAGAAGGAUAACCAUGCGAUUAAAACUCUACACGCUUGGCUCUUGAUUACACCCAUCUAAACAUAUUUUACAUUGUUUGCGAGAUCAGACAUAAUAUCACUAAUCCAAGUGUUCAUUUUCAGAAGUUGCUUUCAUUUCAGCGCAUCUAAUUUGGAAAUAUUUCAACUGUAUUAAAUCAUAACUUUUUUCAAAUUGCACAAAAAACUAACACCCAUCAAAAUAAAGUUAUCUUUCUUGUGAUGUAACUGUCAAAGAUGGUGCGUUAAAUCCCUGACGAAGCGUUCAUAUAGAUGCAAUGGAAAGCCAAUGUAUUCCGUUGAGCCCAUUUCAGCCAUUACCGGAGUGUGUUUUACAGGUCAUUACAAACGUUUCCGCGGUCGUUACGUUAACGGGAAAAAACAAAUGGCACAAGCAAUAGUGGGAAAGAGUCCCCAGUAAAAAUGAAAGCAAUAAAUCCUGCAAGAUUUAAGUGACUGUGAUGUACUCUUCAAACACAGGAAAUAGAUGGCUAAGAUCCUCAGCUGGGUGGGGCAUGCUCGUUGCUAAUUCCAACCCCCGAAGACACAAAUACACACCCACAAGAAUAUAUGGGAUGUAUUACUAAAUAUAGGUUUAAGUAACUACCGCUUACAGUCUCACUGACUGGCCAUACUAUUUCCUCUGUCCUCCCUUUCCUCCAUCACUCCCUCCUCUAUAGGUAUCGUACUGGUGGCCAUCAACCCCUAUGACCAGCUGCAGAUCUAUGGAGAGGAGGUCAUCAAUGCCUACAGUGGGCAGAACAUGGGGGACAUGGACCCACACAUCUUUGCUGUUGCUGAGGAAGCAUACAAGCAGAUGGCCAGGUAUUGGACGAGCCUCUGGGUACAGCUAAAUGGGUAUAACACAGGAUCAGGAUACUGUUAAUGUUUUAGACCUGGAAGAGUUGCCAAUUAAUAACCAAAUUCUAUGUAUUAGUCUGCUUUGGGAAGCAAUUGAGUUGUUACUGUGUGGCACAUGGAGCUACAUAGCAAGCAGUUGAUUAGACUCCUCAUUCAGUUUGAAAUGUCAUUUGAUAGUGUGUGGUUCAGUUGGUAGAGCAUGGCGCUCGCAAUGCCAGUGUUGUGGGUUCAAUUCCCAUGGGGGACCAGUCUGAAAACAAGUAUGAAAAUGUAUGCACUCGCUAAUGUAAGUCGCUCUUGACAAGCACGUCUGCUAAAUGACUAAAAUGUAAAAAAUGUAAGUAGUGUUGGUGUGGGACUGAGGGCAUAAAUAAUGAGUUGCCACAGAGAUAAACAGAGUGUCUUCAAUUGAAGAUGUGGGUGGAUAAUAACAGUGCUCAGGUCCACAUUAACUGUCAACCUCCUCAAUGCUGCUUUUCUCUGAAAAGCAAAAGACAAUAAAUGCCAUGUCCACUGCCUACGUACUGUGCAUUCCCACUGCUGGGUAGUCCUGGCAACUCCAGUCAUGUACAGUAAAUUAGCAUUGUGUAACUGUAGACGUGAUCCAUUAAUGCAGCUCUGGUCAGUACCUCUUUUUAAAUGUUCCAAAUGUCUUUCUCUCUCCUCUUUUUCUUUUUCUGUAGAGAUGAGAGGAACCAAUCCAUCAUAGUAAGUGGGGAGUCGGGGGCAGGGAAGACUGUCUCUGCUAAGUACGCCAUGCGGUUCUUCGCCACUGUGGGAGGGUCGGCCAACGACACCAACGUUGAGGAGAAGGUGCUGGCCUCCAGCCCCAUCAUGGAGGUGAGGAGGGGAACUGGGGAUGGGUUGAUGAUCCCAUACUGUAGGCCAGCAGUGUGGCAUCAUAGUAAGAGAAGUCGAUCCGGGAAUAAAUGGGUUACAUAAUAUGAUUUGUGCCUUUGGAGAUAACACAAGUAUCUUCUGGACAACCAAGUAAUACUUUAUUUACCUGCUUAGAUGGGUUCUUGUGAAAACGUAAUCGUUUUUCUGUGCCCUGAAAGUUUUAUGAACUCCACAUCUUCAGCUGUAACUUUGUAGAGUUUACAGCACAGUAUUCUUAUGGGGAAUCAUUUUGUAAGCUGUAGGUGAAGAAGCUAAGCACACCAGGAGUCCAUUACCCUCUCACAUACUGAACCAGCAGAAACCUGGAACAGCAAAGUCCCUCAGAAUGCCUGGAAAGAUAAGACCAGGAGAAGCUGCUAGCUAGAAAAUUCUCCUUACUUUCUGUCCUUCAGGAAGUUAUAGCUGAGGAAAGUCAGACAUCCAUUACCAGCCUCACCUCAGCUAGAGAGUGAAGAAACAGGACAGAUUUGUAUGCAAGGCCAGUUGGGCACAGGCCCCAUCUUGGCAGAUGACACAGCUCAAAAUUAGGACCGUUUCAACUGUCAAAGUACAUUACGAGCAGGAAGGAGAAUCAAAUGUUUUUUUGUGUGGCAUGAAUUACAAUUUCCGAGGAUAUAAAUAUAUUUUACAGUGGUUAUGAUUUUCUUUUGAUCUCUGAAAUUCUCACACUUUUCUCCACCCCCCUGCUUCUCUUUUCAGGCUAUUGGAAAUGCGAAAACCACUCGCAAUGACAACAGCAGUCGUUUUGGGAAGUACAUCCAGAUUGGUUUUGACAGGCGUUAUCACAUCAUAGGUGCCAACAUGCGCACGUAUCUGCUGGAGAAGUCAAGGGUAGUCUUUCAGGUACGUGUAACUCCAUGCUGCGCAGUCUGGGAUGAAACUCUGUAUUCCUACUUACUAAGUCCAUGCUUCCCUUCACAUUUACUUUCCUUCAUUUAAACAAGCAUUUGAUUAGGACCUAACUUGACAUCAAAUAUCAUAAUAAAUGUAUCUAAGUACUUUAAAGAAAUGAAUACAAUAUUAAAUUGCAGCCUGGGGGAACUCCUGAUCUAACAAAACUACCCAAGUCUUUCAUUCAUCAGAAUAUAUUAUUGAUAAAGAGUUAAGUGAUAUAAUUUCUGUAGUAUAUUUCUACUUUUUAGGCUGAGGAUGAGAGGAAUUACCACAUCUUCUACCAGCUGUGUGCCUCCACUAGCUUACCGGAGUUCAAAGACCUAGCCUUGAGUAAGUGUCACAGACCAAGACAAUAUUCAACUACGUUUAUGUUAAGGAAGCAACUGCAUUUUAACUACAUAAUAACUACAAUCAUUAUUUUUAUGUCAUGUUUACUAGAGCAUAGUUCUUCAAACUACAUUCAGAGAAUAGUAUGUGUCGUCUGCCAGGACGUUCAAAUAAGAACACUUUUCUAAUACAUUUAUUUCCAUCUCUGCUUUCAUCUUAAAGCCAGUGCAGAAGAAUUCAUCUUCACAUCGCAAGGAGAGAACAUCUUCAUUGAGGGGGUGAAUGAUGCUGAGGACUUCAAGAAGACGAGAGAAGCCUUUACACUACUGGGUAAGGGUCUGACUGCAUGGGUACAUUCUAAGAUGCUAACACCGCUAUAUUAGAACAGGCUCAGAACAAAGGGUUUAUGUAUCUUGGACAUAAAGACUGACUGAAAACAAAAGACAAAUAGAAACAUGUUAUUUUUCUAUCUCCCGAUGGAACAACAUUUACCUUACUGUGGUUGUUUUUGCAGGUGUUAAGGAGAGCAAUCAAAGCAGCAUCUUCAGAAUCAUAGCUUCCAUCCUGCAUCUGGGAAACGUGGAGAUCUGCUCGGAGAGAGACGGAGACUCCUGCCACAUAUCAGUAUGUCACUGUCCAGCUUAAUUCUGUUUGAGUUUAUAGUUCCACAUCACAGCCUCAAACCGUAUAUCUUCUCUAUACCGCAUACCUCAUUUAUUGAUUCAAUCUAUGUAUGUUUGUCUGUGUUUGUAGAGAAACGACCCUCACUUGACGCACUUCUGCCGGUUGCUGGGGGUAGAGCUGGAGCAGAUGGAACACUGGCUAUGUCACAGGAAGCUGGUCACCACGUCAGAGACCUACGUCAAGAACAUGUCCCGCAAACAGGCGGCUAACGCCCGCGACGCGCUCGCCAAACACAUCUACGCACACAUGUUUGACUGGAUUGUGGAACACGUCAACAAGUCUCUGCACACCUCCUCCAAACAACACUCCUUCAUCGGUGUUCUGGAUAUCUACGGGUAAGACUACCCACCUGUGCUCCCCAGAACCUCUGAAAACAAAGCUCAACAGUGGGUUGGUUUGGAUUGUGAGAGAAACUUGACUCUGUGGUGAGAACCGAUUUUCUUGCCAGCGACAGAAGUCUUAUUUCAGGAGUGAAAUCUCAGCCAUGGUGAAUGUUAAAAGCAUCCCAGGCUGGCAGUAAGUUAACACACUGUGACAGCAGGCACACAGAAGAACAUCAGCCCCACAUUUCUCAUUUUCCCUCGCAGUUCUGUCACACAAUGUUUUCUGUAGUAAGGCACGGAGAAGCUUGAUAUUUGAUGAGUAGAUUUCAUAACUACUCUUUAUCUGUGCCCUCCAGUCUGGAGACACGCGUCUGUGUGUGUGAGCGCCAUGCGUCUCUCCAGCUAAAUACCUCCAUCCCCAGUGUUUUAAGUGCCUCUUCUCAUUACAGUAUAUAGAGGAUGGAACCAAAUUGAAUUGGGGGAGCUAUGCUUUUCCUCUUCUUGACCCUGUUUGACUGAGGGCUUAAUUUGUUCCCUGCUGUGGGUUAGAUUAUUGAUAAAGCUGGCUGCCUGACCUGGCGCUGGGAGGGGCAAGAUGCUGAGCUACAGUAGAAAGCCCAAAUAAUAAGACAUUCAGCAUGGGGGCAUUUGUAACUUGAGUCUGAUAAUUAUCUGUACAAAACAGUUCAUCUGAUAAUACUUGUGGAAUAUAAAAAUACUUGCUUGAUAUACUGUAUGUUUUCAAGUUUCUUGAAAUACUUUGCAAACGCAACUUAUUUCUAUGACCUGAAAUGGUCUAUUCAUUCCUUUUCCGUUUUAGUAGACACUCUUAUACAGACCAACUUACAGUAGUGAGUGCAUACAUUUUCAUACUAUUUCGUACUGGUCCCCUGUGGGAAUCGAACCCACAACCCUAGCAUUGCAAGCGCCAUGGUCUACCAACUGAGCCACAUCAUCACAUCACAUCAAUGUACUCAAUUACUGUAUUGUGCAUUGUUUUUCUUCAUGGUGAUGGAAAGUCUACAGGUACAAACCUAGAUGACCAGCCUAUGUACAAUACAGUAAUUUACAUUUACAUUAAGUGGUUUGUAAGGAUGGUACAUUAAUACUGCACAAAAAGUGAUUGUUUUCCAUGUUAUUUGAUCAAGAAAAAUAUUUAAUUUGAUGUGGAUGUUUUGUGUCUUUGCCCAUAACUUUGCACCUUUUGAUGUAAAUGUUUGAGGACAUGGUUUUGUUCUUUCUGGAUUCCAUUAGAAUGACAAUUGCAGAGAAAGGAUCAGGGCAACAACUCUUAAAAUUCCAACUAUUGAAUCCUGCAAGAUACUGUUCUUAAUUAUACAACUACCGUUUUUGCCAAAGCGGAGAUGCUGAAAAAAAGGUUUUGCCCGCGCUGUCGGUCUGCUAAUACUAGUAAAGUCAUAGUGCACCAUUGUUUUUGUAUCGUUUUUUAUUUUAUUCCGAUUUUUCAGGGGUGCUGCAGCACCCCUACGUCCCUCGGCUAGGCAGCAGGGGUGGCAAACUUAUUCCACGGAGGGCCUAGUUUCUACAGUUUAAAAAAAGUCCUAGACAACCAGGUGAGGGGAGUUGUUUACUAAUUAGUGACCUUAAUUUAUCAAUCAAGUACAAGGGAGGAGUGAAAACACGCAGACACUCGACACUCCGUGGAAUGAGUUUGACACGUGAUCUACAGUGUGCUCCAAAAGUAUUGGGACAUUUGACAUUUUUUGUUGUUGUUUUGGCUCUGUACUCCAGCACUUUUGAAAUUUGAAAUGGUACAAUGACUAUGAGGUUAAAGUGUAGACUGUCAGCUUAGGGUAUUUUCAAAUUGGGUGAACCGUUUAGAAAUUACUGACAUUUUGUACAUAGUUCCCCCAUUUUAGGGGCCCAAAAGUAUUGGGACAAAUUCACUUACAUGUUUAUUAAAGUAGUAGAAAGUUAAGUAUUUGGUCCCAUAUUCAUAGCAUGCAAUGACUACAUCAAGCUUGUGGCUCUACAAAUGUGUUGGAUGCAUUUGCUCUUUGAUUUGGGUGUGUUUCAGAUUAUUUUGUGUCCAAUAUAAAUUAAUGGUAAAUUAUGUUUUGUGUAAUUUUGGAGUCACUUUUAUUGUAAAUAAGAAUAUAAUAUGUCUCUAAACACUUCUACAUUAAUAUGGAUGCUACCAUGAUUACGGAUAAUCCUGAAUGAAUUGUGAAUAAUGACGAGUGAGAAAGUUACAGAUGCACAAAUAUCAUACCCCCAAGACAUGCUAACCUCUCACCAUUACAAUAACAGGGGAGGUUGGCAUUUUUUGGGGUAUGAUAUUUGUGCAUCUGUAACUUUCUCACUCAUCAUUAUUCACGAUUCAUUCAGGAUUAUCAGUAAUCAUUGUAGCAUCCACAUUAAUGUAGAAGUGUUUAAAAACAUAUCUUCUCAUUUACAAUAAAAGUGACUCCAAAAUGACACAAUCCAUUAUUUAUCAUUUACCGUAGUUUUCCUCUAGGCCUGGAAUCACUGUCUAAAACACAGAACGAAAAUAGACCAGAGACUUCAGACUCACUAAAUAUGUGAAUGUUUUCUCUUCAUCUGAACAGAUUUGAGACCUUUGAGAUAAACAGCUUCGAGCAGUUCUGCAUCAACUACGCCAAUGAGAAACUGCAGCAGCAGUUCAAUCAAGUGAGUUUAAGUCUUAUAUUUAUAAUAUACACUGAGUGCACAAAACAUUAAGAACACCUGCUCUUUCCAUGACAGACUGACCAGGUGAAUCCAGGUGAAAGAUAGGAUCCCUUAUUGAUGUCACCUGUUAAAUCCACUUCAAUCAGUGUAGAUGAAGGGGAGGAGACAGGUUAAACAAGGGUUUUUAAGCCUUUAGACAAUUGAGACAUGGAUUGUGUAUGUGUGCCAUUCAGAGGGUGAAUGGGCAAGACAAAAUAUUUAAGUGCCUUUUGAACGGGGUAUGGUAGUAGGUGCCAGGCCCACUGGUGUGAGUGUGUUAAGAACUGCAACACUGCUGGGUUUUUCACGCUCAACAGCUUCCAGUGUGUAUAAAAAAUGGUCCACCACCCAAAGGAUAUCCAGCCAACUUGACACAACUGUUGAAAGCAUUGGAGUCAACAUGGGCCUUGUAGAGUCCAUGCCCUGACGAAUUGAGGCAGUUCUGAGGGCAAAAGGGGGUGCAACUCAAUAUUAGAAAGGCGUUCCUAAUGUUUGUACACUCCGUGUAGCUACCUACCUUAAAUUCCAAUGUUCUGUAGAGGAGACAUGAGAACCUCUAGCUGUUAACCUCAUGACUCAACAUAAAUGUUUUCAAGUGAAAUAAUUCAUGACUUAGUCUAACGGAUAACCUGCUGUGCUGUAGCUCACUGUGUGUCUGUCUCCUCUGUGUGUCCUCAGCAUGUGUUCAAGCUGGAGCAGGAGGAGUACAUGAAGGAGCAGAUCCCCUGGACACUCAUCGACUUCUAUGACAACCAGCCGUGUAUCGACCUCAUAGAGGCCAAGCUGGGCAUCCUGGACCUGCUGGAUGAGGAAUGCAAGGUGGAGCACCUGGUCUUACAUACAUAAUGUCUUCGUCCUUAGUCCUCAAUUCUGUCUUUACUCCAGAGCUCCAGUAGUUCUUAACUCCUGUUUUUGGGAUGCAUUUGUGGGCAAGUGUAUAUGGACGAUUGGCUACGGGAGGAGUUUUAGUACUUAAUGCACUUGAGCCAUUACAGUUGUUGAACAGUCUUCUGUGUUUUGGUCUGGAGGGAGCAGACCAAAACAUUUUAAACCUCUGCAUUUUAAACCUCUGGUCUCAGUUAAUGGGAUUCGUCCUGCAUUCAUACGUACAAAGCGUGGCCUGCGUCUAUUUCCCCUGCCUGUAUCCAGAUCAUUAUCUGAGUUAAGGACUUUGGAACAAAACAGAUUACUUAUUUAUUUCACUCAUCCUGUCUCAUCCCACAGCCCUUUGAAGUUAUGGACGAUCAUUUGGAACAACCUCAAAAUAAUUGUUAUUCUGAGCACAGCUAGCCUGGAUAGAAAGUUUUGGUUUCCUUCAUGGUUUUAUAUAAUAUCUCCCCCUUCUUCCCCUCCACCUGCUGCUGCUACAGGUGCCAAAAGGGACGGAUCAGAAUUGGUGCCAGAAGCUGUACGAUCGCCUUUCAAGCAGCGUCCAUUUCCAGAAACCCCGGAUGUCCAACAUAUCUUUCAUUAUCAUUCACUUUGCUGAUAAGGUGGGUAGACCCAGCCUAGAGACAACAUGUUUCAAAUGAAAAGCACCUGUACGUAUGGCUCUUCAGUUAAGUGAAAAUGUACCCAAUGCUAGGUUGUUGGUUCAAAUGUCAUUUUGGGGGGGGGGGGGGGGGGGGGGGGGGGGGGGGAAUCCUAUUGUUACAGUCCUUAAGCAAGGUCAUGUGUUUAAACCUAACUGCUUCAGUAUACCUGGCUGAAUAAUUAGGACCAUCUACAAAUUGUGCUAUUCAAAGGACUUUAAGGACAUGACAUGAAUCACCCUCAUUGCAGGGGCUUUGCCUGAAAAGAGCCAAUGUGAUUAUCCCAUGAUGACUCAUCAGAUGCUUUGUGUGUUAGUAUUAUUGUGAGUGAUCUCAAUGGCCCUGCAAUGUCUCCCCUCCUCCUUAUGACACAUACACAAGCUCUAAUUAACUCAAAGAGCAGCACUCCUACUUCAAGGAGCUGGCACUAACUAGAACUUUCCCCCAGUGAAAGGACUGCCUGUGUGUCUGAUGCCUGAUGUGGGUCAUGUAAACAGAUGAAAGGCAGGCUGCUGUAGCAAUGUCAUUUAUUUACUAUGGUAAUUUCCAUGAAAAACAAGGGAUGCGAGAGUCCUGUUAAUGUCAAUAGGAUUUCCCCAGCUCUCCUCUGUGAAGAUGGUAUUAAACCGAUUCCCUUGGGGUGUUUCUCUUUGUCUAACUCGUCAAGUGAAAAGGUGUAGGAUCUGCGUUCACUCACUGUUCUUCCUCUCUCGCGCCCUUGUUCAACGAGAACAGCCUGCAACCCUAUCUGUGAGAAAGAGGAGAGAGCAGGGGUAAAGUGUCACACCAGACUGGCCUGGAGGCUAGGGCUGCUGAUGGACAGACAAAAUGGAAGGACGGGAGACUGACUGAGAGGGAUUUCCUUCCUAUCAAUACCUGCACUCAUUUCCCCAUGUUAUUUUACAUCUGACUGGAUGCUUUUAUAGGUUUACAGAAUGUUAGCUAACCUGGCUCAUCCUUUUUUUCGUGCUCAGUAAAUGCUUCUGUUUAAACUGCUACAUACUUUAAAUUAUUCAAUGUACAGCUGGAUGUUUAGUUACGGUGACUGUAAGUGCAUUGCUGCGGGACACAACAGCAGGACUGUAUGGGCCACUUGGGAUUUGAACAGACAACCCUCAGUGUCCCUAUUGUACAUAAUUACCAUAGUUGAUUAAAUGUUUGCUAAUUUAGUUGUCAGUGUAUUUGGCUGUAAAUUGCUGCUGGUGCAGUCCAUUAUAUCUACCUCUGUUCCCCCCUUGGCAGGUUGAGUACCAGUGUGAUGGCUUCCUGGAGAAGAACAGAGACACCGUCUACGAGGAACACAUCAACAUUCUGAAGGCCAGCAAGGUGAGAGAGAAUAAUGUCAUUAGACCACUACCACAAUGACACAAUCAUUUAAAAUAAUCUAGUGGACACUUCAACUCACACUGAACAACACACUCUGCCCACUUAACUGCAGAAAGCUUGUCACAAAGAAUUCUAUUUUUAAGCUCUAACUAAUUUAACCUUUGGUUUUUACUGAGUUUAUUUACAUUUACAUUUUAGUCAUUUAGCAGACGCUCUUAUCCAGAGCGACUUACAGUUUAUAGUGAGUGCAUACAUUUUUAUGGACUUCUUUCUUGGAAAAGCUGCACCGUAAAGCUUUUACCAAAUUAGUUUACUGCUGAAAGAGCCUUCAGUUUUGGGACAGAGUGCAAUGACGCAAGAAAGUAACACGAUUUAGAAAGUGGCAAGUUGGAAGCAUUUCACAGGUUCCUAUGAUGGGAAGUAUAGCUCCUAUUAGAUAGAGUUGUUGUUUAAAGCCAGGCUGACAACUUGACAACACUUCAUAUUAACCCUACAGUUUAAAUCCUGCUUUACAUUCUCAUUUGAAAUACAUUGAACGUCAAUUAAGAAGUCAUAUCAAAAUUCGACUAUAUUGCAGAUGAAUUGUCACAAUCACAACAAACACACACACACACUUUCUGUAGACUCCCUGACUCCUACCUCUCCAAGCCAAACUCAAACUGCUUGAUUGGAACCUCACUUCAGCUCAUGUUCUCUGCAUUAUCUUUUUAACUGAUUAAGUGAUGAGAGCCACAAGUGCAUUGGCUUUGUCAGUCAUUUCAGUUCAGUUCAUUUCAACCUUCACACCCUCUCUGCCACUCUCUUUGGGACAAAUACCAACUUUAGUUCAUUUCAUAUCACAUUAGGAUUCAGGAAUUUCUCUUUCUACCAUCUUGUCUCCCUCUCGCCAAAAUCCUCUCCUCAGCAUUACUAAUGCAACAGCCAUUAAGAGCGUGCAAAUGAGAAGGAAUAUUGAGAGGCAAGGAGAGAUUUCAUAAUUUAUGUUCUGUCUAAAAGCAUCUCGUCAGUGGCAAAAAUCCAUUUACUAUCAGAAAGACACCAAGCUCCAUUGAACAGCACAAAUAAAUAUCAGAAUGAUUGAAUAGAAUCAAUACAUUUCAGAUGCAGUAAGGCAGGGUUUCCAAAACUCGGUCUUCGGGACCCCAAGGGUUUUUGCCCUAGCGCUACACAGCUGAUUCAAAUAAUCAACUAAUCAACAAGCUUUGAUCAUUUGAAUCAGCUGUGUGUGCACCUCUUGGGAUCCCGAGGACCAAGUUUAGGAAACGCUGCGGUAAGGUUUCCUAAACAAAAGCAGUGAUAAAGACAUAACAUGUCCACCCCUGGUGAUGGCAGUCUCAAUAUUGUACAAUAUCCUGUACUGCAUUUCUCUGUCUCUGUAUCUCUCUUCCACUUCCUUUCUAGAGUCAGUUUUGCACAGUAAUUUACUCUGAGAACUUGGCAAGAGGCCCAAGCUUGUUUAAACCCCCUCAUAUCUAGGUGACAGUGGCGCAGAAAUCUGUCAACAUUGGGGAGCCUUGGAGGACAUGUGAAGGUCAUGAAACCUCCUCCAGCUGAUAAGUCUUUUCUCAAUGGACCAUUACUGUCAUCUCUCACAGCCUGAAAGCCCUGCUAACUCUGGAGGUACCUGAGCUGUACCCCAAGCCAGAGGUGGUGGAUGGAUCAAGGAACGUCUAUGAAUCUUCAUAGAGGGACCAUAAAUCCAAUCCUGCUUGCAGAGCUUAUUCUUUGCAAAGUUAUAAAGGAAACAUUUUCCAAAAGAAAGUUCAUGUUCAUGUCAGAAUACUUUUCGCAAGUUUGGCAUGAGAGAAUAGUUAUUAGUAUGGAUGGUGGGACUGCACUGCACUGAAUUAGUACUGUCUAACCACACAAGCCUUAUCUGUGACGGAGAUAUUAUUUUGCCAUUAUCAGUAUUCCCUCUGCAUCCACCACAAGUACAAGGAUGCUGCUGCUUGACACUCAGAUUGUUCCCCUUCACUGGUUCUGCUGAGGAGAUGUGACUACAGAACGCUCCUGACUGAAGCCUAAAUGCUGGUUUAUUGACGUCCUGUCCAGUUUUUCAUUUCUGUAGUAUCACCAGUGUUAUUUAUAAUAACAUCAGCCAUUUCACUGGAUCCUACAGUAUAGGACUAUGUACAAAUAUUUCUCAUGAAAAUGAUUUUUAUGGAAUUCCACGCCACUUUCUGUGUGGUUGGGGAUUUUAUGUUGUUAUCCGGCUGUAAAAUGGGUUAUAAUAUAAUCUGUUUUGGAUGAAACCAUCUGCUAAACAUAUUAAUGAUGUUAAUUGGUUCCCUCUCUCCCAGUUUCAGCUCGUGGCGGAUCUGUUCCAGGAUAGUAAUAAAGACGGCAGCAGCUCCACGUCUUCUUCCAGCAAGUCCUCCAGGAUCAACGUGCGCUCGGCCAAACCUACACCUAAAGUCCCCAACAAGGAGCACAGGAAAACCGUGGGCCACCAGGUUAGCAUCCUUUCUGACACCAUGAGGCCUGAGUUCAAUCAGGAGUCUGUCUGUGUCAGUGUCAUAGUCCAUUUCUUAACAGUGUAUUUAACCUUUCAUUAGGAAGCAAUGACAUAACAAGUCUUUUUACAAUGCUUGGUGGACACCGUCGUUUUUUAUAACUUUGCCUUUGCAGUACUUCUUAUCCUCCUUUCCUCUGUUUGUGAACUGUAGUUCCGCAGUUCCCUGCAUCUUCUCAUGGAGACCCUGAAUGCCACCACCCCCCACUAUGUGCGUUGCAUCAAGCCUAAUGAUGAGAAGGAGGCAUUCUCGUGAGUAAAUAUUUAGUUUCAGUCACCCUGUCUGACACAUUUGUGUGGGUGACUGUGUAUGUAGGCAACAGAAUACGAGUUUGUGUGUCUUGUCUGUCUCAUGUAACUUCUCUGCUCAAAUAGCCAUUUAUAUAGCCAACUUUGUUUAGGUUUACUGAAAAACCUUGCCCCUUUUUAGUGUAGGAGAUGCUUUUGGGACUUCUGUACCUACUGGUACAGUAUUACUGUAAACAAAGAGGCCUCUGUUCUGUGUGUAUGUUUGUGUACAGUAUGAUUAAGCGUCAGAAGCCAACUUCUUAUCGUGACUGGCUUCACUAAUCAGAUCUAGAAGCCUAAUAUGUGGUCUCCCAUUCUUAUGAAACAUGUGGUACGGUCAUAGUGAGGUAAUAUUUGCUUAUGUAACAGAACACUAACAAACAUGCAUGGAGUCAGGGGAAAAGACAACAAGGAGAGAGUACUGUGGGUGACAGACAAAGAGACACAUCACCUGCGUGUGCUGUGUUUGUUUUUUGGUUGCCUAGGCCCUAGCGUAGCCUGAGUUACUGAUUCUGUCUCUUGCUGAAUAACUCUCUCAAGUCCUCUGACUCAAUAACAGAGUUUCUCUUGCUCACAGUGGCACAACCAUGUUGACUGUUACCAGAAACCCUCGUCCAAAAUGAAGACCGUUUUUCAAUAAACAAUGUUGUCUUGAUAAGCAGUGUAGAAUGGGACAUUUAAACCAGCACACCUAUGUUUUAGUUUUUUAGAGGUCGAUUAAGGAAGUCUGUCUUGUGUUCUAAGGCUUUUCUACUACAGCACACAUUGUAGACGUAGAAUGUUGACUUCUGAAAAACAGGACAGAAGGAGAGGUCAGGUCAUGUUGGCCUCUUCAUGAUGCAUUCUUUAGCACAAGUGCCUCUUCAAGGUCUCUAAAUCUAAUGAUGUGCCUUGGUCACAUGCUGUGGCUGGACUUUAGCAAACAUACUGAAGGCUGUAUGUAGGGACACAGUCAGUCUGCCCAGGCAGCACCUAGCUGACUAGCAUUAACAUCCUCUUAAUGCUUCUGUCUUCUGCUUAAUGGAGACGUGUACAAUGCUGAAGGGGAAGCUUAAGCUCAGGUAGGGAGAGUGGGAUAGUCUUUACCUGUGUCUGUGUAUUGUAAUUAACCCUCCUAGAAUGGUGUGUUUUCAUUGUGAUGGGGGAACAAUUAGGAACUUUGUAUACAUGUUAUUUUGUACCUCUCUCUGUUGCAGGUUUGACUCUAGGAGAGCUGUGCAGCAACUGAGGGCAUGUGGAGUCCUGGAGACCAUCCGCAUCAGUGCUGCUGGGUACCCAUCAAGGUAAGAUUGCUUCUCACACACAGAGCACUACCAAAACAUGGGUGGGCACGUUCUCUGUUGUGUGCAAUAGAUAGUGGAAGCAAAGUAAUUAAUUGUGGUCCUGUGUGGGUCAGUUGGUAGAGCAUGGCGCUUGCAACACCAAGGGGUGUGGGUUCGAUUCCCGCUGGGUCCACCCAUAUAAAACAUUUAUGCACGCAAGGCUAUAUGUCGCUUUGGAUAAAAACUUCUGCUAAAUGGCAUAUAAUAUUAUUAUUAUUAUUAUUAUUAUUAUUAUUAUUAUUAUUAUUAUUAUAUAUUGUAAUAGAAUAGAAUGUGGUUGUUAUGCCACUUCUGGGUGAUGUAUGAAAAAUGUAUGCACUCAUAAGUCGCUCUGGAUAAGAGCGUCUGCUAAAUGUCACUUUCGGAAUUUGUGCCGGUGGCCCAGGCCUGGACGGAGGCUCUUCCUCUUUUGUCUGAUUUUAUUGCUCUAUCAUUGAGCUUUCUCGGUCGCCUAAGCAGGGGGGAAAUUGAAUUCCGUCUCUCCUGAGUUACGUGCUUCCCUGCGGGAGAACAGCAGGAGAGCAAUUCACCACUGAUCACGAAAACUCUCCUAAUAACAAUUUGAUUCCAUUACACAGCAUAAAACAGAGACAGAAUACUGCGUGAGAAAGUGCAGUCUUACUGUUUCAUGUCUAGAGGACCGACACUAGUCCUGACCUGCUCAUGGUCCAAACCCCAAAAAACUAGAGAUUAACAAUAAUCAUGCCUUAUGUAGCGUGGAAGUGGUAAUUACAUUUUUUAGAUUUUAUUUUGUUAAAAAUAAUACAAUGGUUUUCUUUUUCAUGAAUUAAAACAUGCCUGUUUCAGAUUUGUGCUGUCUCUGUGUUUGACUUGAUUCUCAGCCAGUCCUAUGUGAUUCCAGGUGGACGUACCCAGACUUCUUCAACAGAUACAGAGUCCUCAUGAAGAAGUCCGAUAUGACCGUAGGGGACAAGAAACUGGUGUGUAGGAACCUGCUGGAAACCCUGGUCAAGGUAAGAAAGAUUUCAGCCCUAAAGCCCCAAGCAGGAUAGGAAAGGAAAUGAACGAAUAAAAAAGAAAAAAAUAUGUCUGAAGAACUCCCUUUCGGAUGUUGUUCUUUUCAACAGAGCUCCCUAACUCCUUCAGGUCCAUCUUUGCAUGAUUGAACCUACUGCAUGUCUGAUCUGAUACAGUACUUUUCCAGUAUUGAGAGACAACAACCUUGAAUGUUUGAACCUGGGGAAUGGGGAUGUAGAAAGGCAGAGUUUCAGUCCUAAUGGAGUAGCAGAGUUUCAGUCCUAAUGGAGUAGCAGAGUUUCAGUCCUAAUGGAGUAGCAGAGUUGUGUUCACUAGGAACAGUGGAGAAUUCAGUAUGCACAGUCUGAGAGGUUCUCUUGGCAUCUCGCUCCUCUCCAUCUCUGUACAUGAGCAAGAGAACAUGGAGUUUAUUCAUGUUAUUAAUACAUUAUUAAUGGAAUAUAAUUUGUAUGCGCUUUGGACAGUAUGUAAUGGAAACCUCGUGUUUGAUAACGUCCACUUAACUAACUGCCUUGAUGCUCAGUUGAUCGAGCUGAAGUUCCAUUUAACUGAAUUAAUGAAUGGAAACAAAAUGACCUGGUCUUUCUCCCUCACUAGGACCCAGACAAGUUCCAGUUUGGCAAGACCAAGAUCUUCUUUAGAGCGGGCCAAGUGGCCUACCUGGAGAAGCUGAGGGCAGACAAGUUCCGCUCCGCCUGCAUCAAGAUCCAGAAGACAGUGCGAGGCUGGCUGCAGAGGGUCCGCUACCAGAAGAUACGCAAGUCUGCCAUCACCUUGCAGAGAUUUGGCCGCGGUUACAUGGCCCGCAGGUGAGAGGAGAAACACACCGUUCUGCUACACUAACAAAGUGUUCCCAUGCGGGAACUUCUUGAUAAAUCACACUACAAGGGUCAUGAACCAGUUGUUGUCAAUAUCGGUGCCAGUGUUGUAACUCCUUUCCCUGUCCUCCUCCCUUUGCUGUCUUUCUCUGUCUGUUUCAGGCUUGCGGAGCAUCUGCGUCUAACCCGCACUGCUGUUAUUUGUCAGAAGCAGUAUCGUAUGGUCCGAGAGCGGAGGGACUAUCUGAGGGUGAGACAGGCUAUUGUCACCAUCCAGGCCUUUACCAGGGGCAUGUUCACCCGCAGGAUCUUCCAGGAGGUACUACAACCACAACACUCUACUUGUUAUGUCACUGGUUGACCUUUUCACCUUCUUUAUCCAGGAUUUUGUAUACACUCAUUUGUUCCCAAUCUCUCACUGUAUUAGUGUUGAAACUAUCAGUUGUUGAAAUUGAUUAGAUCUCUAUCAGGAGUAAUGAGUGCCCUGGGAUGAUGCCUCAGUCUUGGACUUGUCCUGUUUGUUUGACUGGAAAAUUGGAGACGAAGUGCUCCGAUUUAAAACGGAAUGUGAUCAGGCGGACCUUGCAUAAAUGCUGCCUGCUAUGGCGCCUUCUCGGAUACACUAGAUUCCCUUUGGAUUGAGAACUCUAGAAUUUCCCCCUACUGGGGUUAACUACAUAUUUACCUCGACUAACCUGUACCCCUGCACGUUGACUCGGUACCGAUACCCCCUGUAUAUAACCUCAUUAUUGUUAUUAUUAUUAUUUUUAUUUUUUUACUUUAGUGUAUUUAGUAGAUACUUAACGCUAUUUUCUUAAAACUGCAUUGUUGGUUAAGAGUUUGUAAGUAAGUAUUUGACGGUAAGGUCUACACCUGUUGUAUUCGGCACAUGUGACAAAUACAAUUUGAUUUGAUUUUGAUUUGAUAUUUCCCAUCACAUUGUACAGUAUAAUAAAUGGUUCCUUGUCCCUGAUCUCUACCUCCCCUCUCCACCUCCCCAGUUCCUUCUGCAUCACAAAGCCAUGAUCAUCCAGAAGCAUGUCCGAGGCUGGCUCACCAGGAGGAAGUUCAGGCGGGCACGGAACGCCGCCAUCACCAUCCAGUGUGCCUACCGCCGCAUGCGUGCCAAGCGUGAGCUGAAACAGCUGAAGAUCGAGGCGAGGUCCGCCCAACAUCUGAAGAAGCUCAACACAGGCAUGGAGAACAAGAUUGUCCAACUGCAGAGGAAAAUGGAUGACCAGGUACAGUCAUAGACACGUUUCUGACCCAGGUCACUUUAUGGGAGUACCAUAAUACAAAGACGGGUCAAUGAAAGGCACAAUAUUCCUUUCUCUUUGCAAUCAUUUUGGCACCUAAUGUUUUUAGCUAGUCUAGACUGUAAGUUAUGUUAAAAAGUGAUGUGAUGUCCAAUAGUAGUAACCAGCGCUCUCUCUCCUGUCCCACUGUGUAGACCAAAGAUCUGAAGACUCAGAAUGAGCAGCUGGUGGUGGCCAAAGCCUCCCUGGGCUCAGAGGUGAACAAACUGCAGAAGGAGCUGGAGACGAUGCGCAGUCGCCAGGGAGACGGCAGUCAGCUGACCUCUCUAAGGGAGGAGCUGGAGAAGCUGAGGGCGGAGCUCCAGGAAGCACACGCCCACAGGAAGAAGCUUGAGGAGGAGCACAGCAACGAGAAGAUGGGACUGGAACAGGUGAGCUGUCAAUCACUGAAGGGGAGAAAGUAAAUGUUCCUUUUAUAAGGCUGUCAUUUGGGAUUUUGUAUGCUGUUCAGUGCCUCAAGAUUGGACAGACUGUUUUAUAAUUAGCAGACAGGUUGCCAUCUUUCUCUGUCCAUUUAGAUCAUUCAGAGUUAUCUUAGUACUGAACCUUGUAUGUUCUCCAAAGCCCUUCUGUUCAAUGAAUAAAACCUUCUGUUGAAACAACUCCAAAAGAUGCUGGUAGCAGCAGUUUUACUGAAUUCUUACUCUAAGAAUCAAAUAAAUUCUUAGUCUUAUUACUGAACAUCAGACUCUCCAACAAUCUCAUUAUGGAUUCAACUGUAUUGUAUCAGUGCUCUCCUGCUGACCUGAAAUUGAUAUCAUGUAUACAUUUUUGUAUUGUUUUGACCACCUGACUUAGGAAUUAAGAAGAUCAUUGUUAAGUAAAUUGGCCUUGGGCUUUUUCGGUGCCUCAGUGGUAAUAAAUACAGUGAGGGAAAAAAGUAUUUGAUCCCCUGCUGAUUUUGUACGUUUGCCCUCUGACAAAGAAAUGAUCAGUCUAUAAUUUUAAUGGUAGGUUUAUUUGAACAGUGGGAGACAGAAUAACAACAACAAAAUCCAGAAAAACGCAUGUCAAAAAUGUUAUGAAUUGAUUUGCAAGUAUUUGACCCCUCUGCAAAACAUGACUUAGUACUUGGUGGCAAAACCCUUGUUGGCAAUCACAGAGGUCCCAUUCCUCUUUGCAGAUCUUCUCUAAGACGUUAAGGUUUCGAGCCUGACGUUAAGCAACUCGAACCUUCAGCUCCCUCCACAUAUUUUCUAUGGGAUUAAGGUCUGGAGACUGGCAAGGCCACUCCAGCACCAUAAUGUGAUUCUUCUUGAGCCACUCCUUUGUUGCCUUGGCCGUGUGUUUUGGGUCAUUGUCAUACUGGAAUACCCAUCCACGACCCAUUUUCAAUGCCCUGGCUGAGGGAAGGAGGUUCUCACCCAAGAUUUGAAGGUACAUGGCCCCGUCCAUCGUCCCUUUGAUGCAGUGAAGUUGUCCUGUCCCCUUAGCAGAAAAACACCCCCAAAGCAUAAUGUUUCCACCUCCAUGUUUGACGGUGGGGAUGGUGUUCUUGGGGUCAUAGGCAGCAUUCCUCCUCCUCCAAACACGGCGAGUUGAGUUGAUGCCAAAGAGCUCCGUUUUGGUCUCAUCUGACCACAACACUUUCACCCAGUUCUCCUCUGAAUCAUUCAGAUGUUAAUUGGCAAACUUCAGACGUGCAUGUAUAUGUGCUUUCUUGAGCAGGGGGACCUUGCGGGCGCUGCAGGAUUUCAGUCCUUCACGGCGUAGUGUGUUACCAAUUGAAUCUGAUUGAUUGAUUGCUUCUGUGGACAGGUGUCUUUUUAUACAGGUAACAAGCUGAGAUUAGGAGCACUCCCUUUAAGAGUGUGCACCUAAUCUCAGCUCGUUACCUGUAUAAAAGACACCUGGGAGCCAGAAAUCUUUCUGAUUGAGAGGGGGUCAAAUACUUAUUUCCCUCAUUAAAAUGCAAAUCAAUUUAUAACAUUUUUGACAUGCGUUUUUCUGGAUUUUUUUGUUGUUAUUCUCUCUCACUGUUCAAAUAAACCUACCAUUAAAAUGAUAGACUGAUCAUUUCUUUGUCAGUGGGCAAACAUACAAAAUCAGCAGGGGAUCAAAUACUUUUUUCUCUCACUGUACCCCUCUUUGCCCCUUUGAUUCUCUCUCAAGUCAGCCAAUUUGUAACAAUGCAGGAAUUGUCCCUGGCUCUCUAGCACCGUCUGACAUCACUAUGAGAGCCUCACACGCAGGAUCUACAGAGUUAUAGUCACUUAAAGAGAAACAGAGAAACAAAACGACUAAAUAGACCUUUUGCUCACUUAUAGAGAGUACGUAGCAUCUAUCGUCUGAAGUAGCAAAUGAAAAUGGAUAAAAGAAAAUGCAAAGCUCUUGAAUGGCCACCAUGCUCUUUCUGAUGUCUCAAUGUCUUUCAUUAAUGCGCUUGUUCUUUUUUCUUAGAGAGUGGAGGAGCUAGAGAGGGAGAAUGCCAUGCUGAAGAGUGAAAAGGAGAAGAUGAACCAAAGGAUUCUGCACCACUCCAAGAGUACAGAAGGUAAGUGCUUUUUAGAUCUCAUACACCACUAAGAUGUAAACAAUAGGAUUACUACAGUGAUUAGUUGAUGUAUAGGAGUGGUUGAAGGUGAAACUGUAGUCACAGUGAGCCUUGCAGUCUGCCUGACCUGCCCUGAGGCGAGGGACGGCUCGUUUCCCCACACAAAAGGGGUUUCUGUGUGGAAGUAGGACGAGAGAGGCAGAAACCGCAUCAAGUUACACGGCAGCAGCAAUGUGAGACUUUUUUUAAUUAUUUUUUUUACCUGAGACUGAAGUCAGCCAUUGUUUAGUAUUGGGUUCACGUGGGAAAGUGAAACAUAUUCGUUUUGAACUAUGUACCUGUAUGUGUGCUAAACAUAAAUCAAUCAAUUUGUUAAAUCCAUUCGUCAAUGGACUUCUUUGUCAAUAAGAAGUCACUUAUAGUUUACAUCAUAAUCUCUGAACAUUACCACUGCCCCUCUAAAUGCCAUGUGCAAUACUUCAAACGGGAUGUUUAAUCACAGAGCAGUUCAAAGGAAAUCAUUUUACAUAAAAUAUCACACCAGCCAUGACCCACAUUUGACUUACUGAACACUGUAUCUACUCUUUUCUGGUGGAAAUUGAAGUAGAUAUUGAAGUGUUGUCGCCUUAAUAUUGGCCAAAUCUGCUCUCUUUAUCUGCAGUGUUACUGUAGGGUUCUCUCGGGUCCCCUUGGGAUGAGCGACAGCACUAUGAACUGUAACAUUACUGUGCUUUUUAUUUUCUACUGCCGGUUAGAGCAGCAUGUUGUCCAGGCUGGUGUAAAAGCCCACGUUUUUGGAGCUAGGGAUAUUACACACCAGAGAACCCCUAUUAUUUAUGUAUUACAUUAACAUUACAGUAGCAACAUACUAUGAUCCCAGUGAUUCUGCCUUCAUAUUCAAUCCAAUCCCUUGUAAUAACAGAGUAUGAUAUGGUCCUCUUAGGAACCUUGGGGAUGAAAAGAGCCAAUAAACGAGUUAUCAGGCCGUCCACCGCAGUAUAUAAAGAUGAUAUAUAAAUGCAAAUAAUGCAUUAAAGGGUUGGUUUCAAGAGGGAGUGGGGGAGAACGAUCAUGUUUUCAUCCUCCCUAGGACCAGGAGUUUUUCCAAGAGUAAAAAAACAACAACAUAUGACCUGGUAAAAUAUCUGGUCCCAUCAUAGCAUAUAUAAAACUGUUUUUACAGCUGAUUUAUUACUAUGUCAUAACCAGAGUUUUACCUGGUGUGGUUAGCCUACCAGAUCACGAAAAACAAUUCCCCCCCACCACUUUGGGACCUGUGGUGCCACCUCUGAAAUCACCACAAAAUGUUACAAAUGAAACAGUAAUUUCAUACAAAUAGAAUAUAUUAUCUCAACAUUUUGACUUGCGUAGUUUCACCUGCGUAUCUCAAAAUGUUGACUUACAUAUCUAAACAUUUUGAGAUAGUAGGCCUAUAAAAACAUAUACAGUGAGGGAAAAAAGUAUUUGAUCCCCUGCUGAUUUUGUACGUUUGCCCACUGACAAAGAAAUGAUCAGUCUAUAAUUUUAAUGGUAGGUUUAUUUGAACAGUGAGAGACAGAAUAACAACAAAGAAAUCCAGAAAAACGCAUGUCAAAAAUGUUAUAAAUUGAUUUGCAUUUUAAUGAGGGAAAUAAGUAUUUGACCCCUCUGCAAAACAUGACUUAGUACUUGGUGGCAAAACCCUAGUUGGCAAUCACAGAGGUCAGACGUUUCUUGUAGAUGGCCACCAGGUUUGCACACAUCUCAGGAGGGAUUUUGUCCCACUCCUCUUUGCAGAUCUUCUCCAAGUCAUUAAGGUUUCGAGGCUGACGUUUGGCAACUCGAACCUUCAGCUCCCUCCACAGAUUUUCUAUGGGAUUAAGGUCUGGAGACUGGCUAGGCCACUCCAGGACCUUAAUGUGCUUCUUCUUGAGCCACUCCUUUGUUGCCUUGGCCGUGUGUUUUGGGUCAUUGUCAUGCUGGAAUACUCAUCCACGACCCAUUUUCAAUGGCCUGGCUGAGGGAAGGAGGUUCUCACCCAAGAUUUGACGGUACAUGGCCCCGUCCAUCGUCCCUUUAAUGCGGUGAAGUUGUCCUGUCCCCUUAGCAGAAAAACACCCCCAAAGCAUAAUGUUUCCACCUCCAUGUUUGACGGUGGGGAUGGUGUUCUUGGGGUCAUAGGCAGCAUUCCUCCUCCUCCAAACACGGCGAGUUGAGUUGAUGCCAAAGAGCUCCGUUUUGGUCUCAUCUGACCACAACACUUUCACCCAGUUCUCCUCUGAAUCAUUCAGAUGUUAAUUGGCAAACUUCAGACGUGCAUGUAUAUGUGCUUUCUUGAGCAGGGGGACCUUGCGGGCGCUGCAGGAUUUCAGUCCUUCACAGUGUAGUGUGUUACCAAUUGUUUUCUUGGUGACUAUGGUCCCAGCUGCCUUGAGAUCAUUGACAAGAUCCUCCCAUGUAGUUCUGGGCUGAUUCCUCUCCGUUCUCAUGAUCAUUACAACUCCACAAGGUGAGAUCUUGCAUGGAGCCCCAUGCCGAGGGAGAUUGACUGUUCUUUUGUGUUCCUUCCAUUUGCAAAUAAUCGCACCAACUGUUGUCACCUUCUCACCAAGCUGCUUGGCGAUGGUCUUGUAGCCCAUUCCAGCCUUGUGUAGGUCUACAAUCUUGUCCCUGACAUCCUUGGAGAGCUCUUUGGUCUUGGCCAUGGUGGAGAGUUUGGAAUCUGAUUGAUUGAUUGCUUCUGUGGACAGGUGUCUUUUAUACAGGUAACAAGGUGAGAUUAGGAGCACUCCCUUUAAGAGUGUGCUCAUAAUCUCAGCUCGUUACCUGUAUAAAAGACACCUGGGAGCCAGAAAUCUUUCUGAUUGAGAGGGGGUCAAAUACUUAUUUCCCUCAUUAAAAUGCAAAUCAAUUUAUAACAUUUUUGACAUGCGUUUUUCUGGAUUUCUUUGUUGUUAUUCUGUCUCUCACUGUUCAAAUAAACCUACCAUUAAAAUUAUAGACUGAUCAUUUCUUUGUCAGUGGGCAAACGUACAAAAUCAGCAGGGGAUCAAAUACUUUUUUCCCUCACUGUAUAUACAGUACCAGUCAAGGGUUUGGACACACCUACUCAUUCAAGGGUUUUUCUUUAUUUUUACUAUUUUCUACAUUGUAGAAUAAUAGUGAAGACAUCAAAACUAUGAAAUAACACAUAUGCAAUCAUGUAGUAACCAAACAAGUAUUCAACAAAUCAAAAUAUAUUUUACAGUGGCUUGCGAAAGUAUUCUCCCCCUUGGCAUUUUUCCUAUUUUGUUGCCUUACAACCUGGAAUAAAUAAAAAAAAUUGGGGGUUUGUAUCAUUUGAUUUACACAACAUGCCUACCACUUUGAAGAUGUAAAAUAUUUUUUUGUGUGAAACAAACAAGAAAUAAGACAAAAAAACAGACAACUUGAGCGUGCAUAACUAUUCACCCCCCCAAAGUCAAUACUUUGUAGAGCCACCUUUUGCAGCAAUUACAGCUGCAAGUCUCUUGGGGUAUGUCUCUAUAAGCGUUGCACAUCUAGCCACUGGGAUUUUUGCCCAUUCUUCAAGGCAAAACUGCUCCAGCUCCUUCAAGUUGGAUGGGUUCCGCUGGUGUACAGCAAUCUUUAAGUCAUACCACAGAUUCUCAAUUGGAUUGAGGUCUGGGCUUUGACUAGGCCAUUCCAAGACAUUUAAAUGUUUCCCCUUAAACCACUCGAGUGUUGCUUUAGCAGUAUGCUUAGGGUCAUUGUCCUGCUGGAAGGUGAACCUCUGUCCCAGUCUCAAAUCUCUGGAAGACAAACAGGUUUCCCUCAAGAAUUUCCCUGUAUUUAGCGCCAUCCAUCAUUCGUUCAAUUCUGACCAGUUUCCCAGUCCCUGCCGAUGGAAAAACAUCCCCACAGCAUGAUGCUGCCACCACCAUGGUGUUCUCGGGGUGAUGAGAGGUGUUGGGUUUGCGCCAGACAUAGCGUUUUCCUUGAUGGCCAAAAAGCUCAAUUUUAGUCUCAUCUGACCAGAGUACCUUCUUCCAUAUGUUUGGGGAGUCUCCCACAUGCCAUUUGGCAAACACCAAACGUGUUUGCUUAUUUUUUUCUUUAAGAAAUUCAAUUUUUCUGGCCACUCUUCCGUAAAGCCCAGCUCUGUGGAGUGUACGGCUUAAAGUGGUCCUAUGGACAGAUACUCCAAUUUCCGCUGCGGAGCUUUGCAGCUCCUUUAGGGUUAUCUUUGGUCUCUUUGUUGCCUCUCUGAUUAAUGCCCUCCUUGCCUGGUCCAUGAGUUUUGGUGGGUGGCCCUCUCUUGGCAGGUUUGUUGUGGUGCCAUAUUCUUUCCAUUUUUUAAUAAUGGAUUUAAUGGUGCUCCGUGGGAUGUUCAAAGUUUCGGAUAUUUUUUUAUAACCCAACCCUGUUCUGUACUUCUCCACAACUUUGUCCCUGACCUGUUUGGAGAGCUCCUUGGUCUUCAUGGUGGUGCCCCUUGCUUAGUGGUGUUGCAGACUCUGGGGCCUUUCAGAACAGGUGUGUAUAUAUACUGAGAUCAUGUGACAGAUCAUGUGACACUUAGAUUGAACACAGGUGGACUUUAUUUAACUAAUUAUGUGACUUCUGAAGGUAAUUGGUUGCACCAGAUCUUAUUUAGCGGCUUCAUAGCAAAGGGGGUGAAUACAUAUGCACGCACCACUUUUCCGUUAUUUUAUUUUUUUCAUUUUUUUUCAUUUCACGUCACCAAUUUGGACUAUUUUGUGGAUGUCCAUUACAUGAAAUCCAAAUAAAAAUCCAUUUAAAUUACAGGUUGUAAUGCAACAAAAUAGGAAAAACGGUAUAUUUGAGAUUCUUCAAAUAGCCACCAUUUGCGUUGAUGACAGCUUUGCGCACGCUUGGCAUUCUCUCAACCAGCUUCGCCUGGAAUGCUUUUCCAACAGUCUUGAAGGAGUUCCCACAUAUGCUUAGCACUUGUUGGCUGCUUUUCCUUCACUCUGUUGUCCGACUCAUCCCAAAACAUUUCAAUUGGGUUGAGGUCGGGGGGAUUGUGGAGGACAGGUCAUCUGAUGCAGCACUCCAUCACUCUCCUUCUUGGUAAAAUAGCCCUUACACAGCCUGGAGGUGUGUUGGGUAAUUGUCCUGUUGAAAAACAAAUGAUAGUCCCACUAAGCCCAAACCAGAUGGGACUGCGAAUCGCUGCAGAAUGCUGUGGUAGCCAUGCUGGUUAAGUGUGCCUUGAAUUCUAAAUAAAUCACAGUGUCACCAGCAAAGCACCCCUACACCAUAACACCACAUCCUCCAUGCUUUACGGUGGGAACUACACAUGCAGAGAUAAUCCAUUCACCCACACCGCGUCUUACAAAGACACAGCGGUUGGAACAAAAAAUCUCCAAUUUGGACUCCAGACCAAAGGACAAAUUUCCACUGUCCAUUGCUCGUGUUUAUUGGCCCAAGCAGGUCUCUUCUUCUUAUUGGUGUCCUUUAGUAGUGGUUUCUUUGCAGGAAUUCGAUCAUGAAGGCCUGAUUCACACAGUCCCCUCUGAACAGUUGAUGUUGAGAUGUGUCUGUUACUUGAACUCUGUGAAGCAUUUACUUGGGCUGCAAUUUCUGAGGCUGGUAACUCUAAUGAACUUAUCCUCUACAGCAUAGGUAACUCUGGGUCUUCCAUUCCUGUGGCAGUCCUCAUGAGAGCCAGUUUCAUCAUAGCGCUUGAUGGUUUUUGCGACUGCACUUGAAGAAACUUUCAAAGUUCUUGAAAUGUUCCGUAUUGACUGACCUUCAUGUCUUAAAGUAAUGAUGGACUGUCAUUUCUCUUUGCUUAUUUGAGCUGUUCUUGCCAUAAUAUGGACUUGGUCUUUUACCAAAUAGGGCUAUAUUCUGUAUACCCCCCUACCUUGUCACAACACAACUGAUUGGCUAAAACACAUUAACUUAAAUUCCACAAAUUAACUUUUAAGAAGGCACACCUGUUAAUUGAAAUGCAUUCCAGGUGACUACCUCAUGAAGCUGGUUGAGAGAAUGCCAAGAGUGUGCAAAGCUGUCAAGGCAAAGAGUGGCUAUUUGAAGAAUCUCAAAUAUAAAAUAUAUUUUGAUUUGUUUAACACUUUUUUGGUUACUAAAUGAUUCCAUAUGUGUUAUUUCAUAGUUUUGAUAUCUUCACUAUUAUUCUACAAUGUAAAAAAUUAAGAAAAACCCUUGAAUGAGUAGGUGUGUCCAAACCUUUGACUGGUAGUGUAUAUAUAUCGUUGCGGGAUUGGGCUUCCAUAGUUUUUCUUGGCUCAUUGUAGCUGGCAGGCUGCAGCUACUGCGACAAUUUCAGAAUGUAACAGGAUGUUAACUGCAGUUUCAGGUAAAAACUCAAUAAAACAAGUCUCAAAUAUAAGUCUAUACAUUUCAGAUGUUUCAAAAACAUUGCUCUGCUAUUACUAUUUAUACAGUAGGAGUGUUAAGCUCAACUAGGUACACUGCCCUGCUCAGAGGGGGGCAACUGUCAGGCGAGUGUACGUGAAUACUGUAUCUCUUUUCUAGUGUAAAACCAGAGGUAGCGCUCGAGAUGUGAUAAUUUCGCAAGUUUACGUAAUAGUAUUGUCUCUCAAAAAUAUAUGCUUCUCGAACCUCUCAAGAAUGUCCCUUUGCUAUCGUCAAUGUGAAAACGAUCAAAGAUAGAAAAGUUAUUUGGAAUCAUGACAAUACAAUAACCUAUCCCUCAAAUUCAUAUAUGAAAUGGUGAUGACACCAAGUUGCUAUUCCAAAUAACUUUAGGUCUUAAUAAAAUAAAUAUGACAUCAAAGACUAGCAGAUAGAUAUUCAGUACCUGUAAUGAAGAAUACUGUAUGUAACUUAGUGAUGGCUUGUUUUCUAGUCACUCAAAUGGGGGCUCAUCUACAGGACAGUAAUUGAGUAAUAGUAAAAGUGGAGACUCAUGAAAGUGAUUGAUGUGGACUGGUCGUGUGUGUGUGUGCUUCAGACCAGGAGAGCAGUGCGUCCCAGAGUGUGGGUCGGGUCCAGGCAGAGCUGGAUGAGGAGAGGCAGCGCUACCAGAAUCUUCUUAGGGAGUUCUCCAGACUGGAGCAGAGAUAUGACAACCUACAGGAGGCCAAGGUGUGUGGGUGUGGGUGUGUGUGAACAUUUGCAUAUAGGUGUCCUAUGCCAAGCCAGAUGUCCAAUGGUUCCCUGUCUCCUCUACCCUUCAGUUUCAGCCUGGCCACAGGAGGAACAAUUCUAACCAGAGCAGCCUGGAGUCUGACUCCAAUUAUCCCUCCGUCUCUACCUCGGAGGUGGGAGACACUGACGAUGCCAUCCAGCUCGUAGAGGUAAGACCCCCUUAACCAGGAUUAACUAGUUUUAUACAGCCUUAUACAGUCUAACACAGGCUUACUGUGCCCAGCUGUACAUAGUUGCUUGGACUAGAUUCUGACCUGACAUUGUCCCCCUGCAGGAGAUGGGAGUGGAGAAGGCAGCGAUGGACAUCGGUGUGUUCAUGAAGCUGCAGAAGCGUGUUAGAGAGCUGGAACAGGAGAGGAAGAGACUGCAAGUCAACCUGGAAAAGAUGGAGGACCAGGCUAAGCGCAAGGUGGGCCCAUGUCUCAGUCCAGUGUUAUGCUCUUGCUUGUUUUUGUAUCCUUCUUAAAGACCUACACAGAUGUUUCUCCCAUUACUGCAGGUAGAGGUUUUGAUCUUAACAAGUUGUUUUCUUGAAUACCUUUUAAGUUUAAGAUCAGGACCGUGAUCCUCAAGCUGCUUGCCUCUGUUUUAUCGACCCAAAGUGGAAUAUUUACUAUUAACUGUCUCUCUUAGGGCAUUGAGCCAAAGACAACGUCAGCGCAAGAGAGUGCGGACCUGGCCUACAACAGUCUCAAGGUACAGAUCCAUCCACCCCCACACAGAUACACAAACUAACAUGCAUACACACAGACAAACACGGUGUACAGUACUAUUCAGCAGUGGGAUGUCUCUAUUUGUGGUGUUCGAUGUCUUCUUCACUCUGUCUGUUCUGGUGUCUUUGGCCGUCCUGCCUUUGAAACUGUGGGUGUAAAACAUUCCCUACACCACCGCCACCAGCCUGUACCAAUGACACCAGGCAGGAUGGGGCCAUGGACUCAUAAUGCUUACGCUAAAUCUUGACUCUGCCAUCAGCAUGACGCAACAGGAACCGGGAUUCGUUGGACCAGGCAAUGUUUUUCCACUCCUCAAUUGUCCAGUUUCUUCUUGUUUUUAGCUGAUAGGAGAGGAACCCGGUGUGGUCGUCUGCUGCAAUAGCCCAUCUGUGACAAGGAUCGACGAGUUGUGCGUACCGUUAUUUGCCUGUUUGUGGCCCGCCUGUUAGCUUGCAUGAUUCUUGCCAUUCUCCUUCGACCUCUCAUCAACUAACUGUUUUUGCCCACAAGACUGCCGCUGACUGGACGUUUUUUGUUUGUUGCACCAUUUUUGGUAAACCCUAGACACUGUCGUGUGUGAAAAUGACUUUUUAGUUAAGUUUCCUUAUUCUUUAAGAUGCCAAACGUAGCAUGGUUCAUCAUGGUAACGUCUUUGAUGACCCUAACAAGUUUCAAGUUGAUAUGCCAUUGUAGGGUGGAUUUCCAAAGGAUUUAAAUGGACACGUAAAAUCAGAUUUCCUGAUUUGUCAAUAACUCAGUCAUCUCUUAACCAAUCCCUUUUCUCAAACUAAGUUAAGAGAUGUAUCAUGGGCCUACAUACCGAAUUUUGUGUUAUUUGGACUUAUGGUUCAUGAGAAUAAUUUUUCCUAAAUGUCCAAGAUGGAGGAAAUGUAUUCUGACGGACCUUAUGGGUCCUUGAGGCAAAUUUGUUCAGCAUGAGGUAAAACACCUACAUACCUACAACGUUUCAAGUCACUAGGUCAAACAGAGUGGUGGAUAUGAGGGUUUAAGUGAGACUGCUAAUAACAGCGAAAGGCCAAUUUGUGGGCGCCAUUCUUUUUGACCAAGUUACUAAUUGCCUCUAGUUUCUGUGGGCAAAAUUAGAAAAAAAGUUACCAAUCUAUGCUUGAGUUAUUUGACCAUGUUAAAAAAUACAAAAUAAGAAUUAAGAGUAACAGUAGGCAUUCACAGCUGUGAACCCCUAAAAAUCGAUUUCUGCUCAUUGGCCCAUCUCUAUGGGGCUUGCUUCUUGCACCUUGGAUAAUAGCACCAUAAUAGCACAGGCCACAGGGUUUAGAUUCGAUUGGCAGUAAAAAUGUGUGUGUGGAGCAUUUUGCAGAUUUGAGAGGCAUGGGGUCCUACUGUAGCUGAGCUAAAUUUAACCCUUGACUAGUCUACUGCCAUUGAACGAUAACUGCUAUGAAGAGAAGAAGAUAGAGAAGAGAAGAAGAGAGAGAAGAGAGAGAGAGAGAAGACUGAGAGAGAAGAGAGAGAGAGAGAGAGAGAGAGAGAGAGAGAUAGAGAAGGAGAGAGAGUAGAUAUAGAGAUAGGAGAGAUAGAGCUGAUGAGAGGCAGAGAGAUCGAGAGAUGAAGAGAUUUGAGAUUGAAGGUAUCGCGUACUCCUAGCUCUCUCUCUCGCUCUCUCUCCUCUCUCCUGCUCUCUAGAGAGAGAGAGUGUUUUCAGUCACUAUACAGUGCCAUAGCUAAAAUGAAAAUCAACUACAAAUACUUUUGAUGUCUCUACAAACAUUUACUUACUAAGCUACUCCCAAUGUGGUAACGAUCAUAUCUUACUCUGCUCUAUAUUACUUGUAUUGGUAUAAUUACUGUCAUUCUUCCUUACAUUGAGACUUGGCAUUUCACUACUUUUAUUACCAACGAUUACCAAAGCUCAAUUUUAGAUUGCCAAUAAAUAUAUUUGUACUUUGGCCUUGUUUUUCCACAGAGACAGGAGCUGGAAUCUGAGAACAAGAAGCUGAAGAAUGACCUGAACGAGCUGAGGAAGGCCAUUGCUGACCGCGCCUCCAAGAACAGCUCCUCCAAUGAGCUUCAGGACGGCUACAACCUGCUGCUGGGCCAGCUCAAGGCAGCCAAUGAGGAGCUGGAUGUGCGUAAGGAGGAGGUCCUCAUCCUCAGGACUCAGAUUGUCACUGCAGCCCAGCAGAAAGAGAAGGAGACAACCAAUCACAUCGUAAGUCACCAAACUGGGAGCUGAAAGUUGACAUGGCUUUUGGUGUCCAAUGGGAAGUGUUGAUAAUCCAGUUUAUAUGGCCCUGUUUGUUAAUCAAAAGGUUAUCUACAGACACAUUAAACUGGUACCACGGACCUUCAAAUUAGUCUUGUGAGGCUUGCGUUCUAGGGCAAAACGGAGAACACCAUCAUGUUCGUGAGUCUCAGCUUUCCACAGAGGGGUCAUAUUAGUGUGUGGCCCAAACCGUUUGGACGCUACAGACGUUUUCGUGAGAAGAACGAUUUUCAUGGUCUGACAAACACCACUCUACCUCUGCCACCGUUCACCGCAGAUGCGGAAGGGCGAUAUCGGCGGAUGUGGUGGAUUGAGACGCAGCCCAUGCAAAAAUAGCACAUAUCUCUAGCUUAAGCGAAUAGAUUUUGCUGGGGAUUUUUUUAUUAUGUUGAUUAGAUUUCCGCUGGGGCGCGACCAUUGUAGGCCAAAGGUUGAAGGAAUGUUCUACAGCUUGUUUCCACGACUCCACAGCAAGUUGUUAGUGGCCCUAGUUAUGCAAAUUGCCCAGAUAUAUCUUUUUUUUUAUUGCAAAUAAGCAAUAAAGUAGCCUUUUAUCGAACCAGGAAGUCAUUUGUUAGAAUGAUGAGAUUACUACAGCUUCCAUGGUGCUUUGCGUCUAAGCUCAAUAUAGUAACAAUAGCAGAACUAACGAUACACAACCGCAAUACCCACAAUAGCACUAUAGGAAAUUAUGCCAUAUAAAAACAUUAUCUAGCAGGCGCCAAACACUUACUCUGUUGUCAUCUGUUCUCUUGGCCACAGGCAGAUUUUUUUUUCUUGAGCGGAUGGUCAGGGUGCCGGAACAUAUUACAAAUAAUUUGUAGAAUGUAAAUUGACUGCAAGAUGCACAAACAGAUAUGUUUGACUAAAUAUUUUGAUAAUAAUUUCACACCUUGCUUAUUACAUUUGUAUACACUCUUAGAAAAAAGGGUUCCAAAAGGGUUCUGCGGCUAUCCCCAUAGGAGAACACUUUUUGGUUUCAGGUAGAACCCUUUUUGGUUCCAGGUAGAACUCUUUUGGGAUCCAUGUAGAACCCUCUGUGGAAAGGGUUCUACAUUUCUAAGAGUGUGCGAUCACAUACAGUAUCUCUCUAUUAUGCAUGGGAAUACUUUGCAACAGAUUUCCAAAAUGUAAAUCACUUGGCGCUGAUUUGCUGGUGUUUUUACGGUCUUAUGUCGAACAAUAAAUAAAUGUUGGUUUUGUUCAGAAAACUUGGGGUUCCAAAUAAACUCACCCGCGGGCCGCCAGUUGAGGAAUCCUGCUAUAGGUUAUUUGACAGUAGUAACGAUAGAAGCUCUCUGACUGACACAGAACUACAGUCUCAUGACUGUUUAACUAGAAACACCCAGUUUUUCAAAUUCCUUACGUUCGGGGGUGUGACAAGCGGAGACCAGGAAAUCAACCUCACUCCUCCCUAAAGCUCGUUGUAGUUUUCAAAAAACACGUGAUUACCCCCAAAUACGUCACUGAGGCUAAAAUCUGGAAAAUAGCUUUUGAUCUACAGAACGCAUUUGGAAGCUGUUUUCACAGUCCUACAUGUUCGUAACGUGAUCUUGACAGCUAUUUUGAGGUUUUAAAAAAUCCAGUACGUUCCUUUAAGGAUGUUUGUGACUCGUGGGUUGAAGGGCAACAUGAUUAUUAUCAUUAUGCAGCGCAAUUGAAUUGAGUCAAAUCAGUCAGGGAUGAAAAGCACAUGAUAGUCUUGUACUAUAAUGGAUUCCAGUGACCUGUAUCUUACCCAAACAAAACACUUGAAUAUUUGAUCAAAUGUUUCCAGUUUGAUUUAGACAGAGGUACAGGCAGACUAGUAUGUAACUGGAGAGUCUCAUUAUGAGACUUACGAGAGAGACUGACCUCCAAGCCAGACCUCCAACUGGGACUGUGAACGACAGAGUCUGACGGAUCGGCCCUUACAUUGUAAUAAUCCAGCGGGGCAUUAACCUGUAGUUAUGUCCUGGGCAGCCAGGCGUUUGGUUUGAGAGGGAGUGCCUCAGGACAGGAGGGCAGAGAGAGAGCAUGGUGUGUGGGAGGCAGCAAAACAGACUGCUUUCAUUCACUCAAGCGUUUCCACUUCUUCCCCCUCACACCUCUUCUUCCCCCUCACACCUAGGUAAUAUUUCAGACUCUCCUGAGCUGCUCUCUCCCAGUCCCACCUGCUAGGUUAGUGGAGGAUAUGCCUGGCGUGUCAUACUCCUUAGAAGAUGAUGGCCUGUCUCUCUGAUUCUUCCUUUCCCAACUGACGAAAGCUCAUUGGUUCAGCUGCAGAGAUUAGAGAGGCGCUGGCCUGUAAUAUGAAAGUGUGUUGAGGACAGCUGUACUUCAAUAUAGCCUAUGUCUCAGGUUUAUGAGUGCGUGUUACACACUGACUGGGUUUGAUCUAAAGAGGGAAAGAGACAAGUCAGAUUAAUGUCUGCAUCAUUACCUUAUAAAGCAGUGGCAGAUGUAUCCACCAACUAUCUCCUACGGUUUUUACUACAUCUUUAAUGGCAUCAUAAAUUGACCUUCAUGUCCCUCCCUCUCCAUAGGAAACCAAUAACUUGCCUGAAUGGACCAACAGCAAGAAGCCCAUAGACAAGGAGGAGGCUCUGAGGGCCUACCAUGGACUCUGUGAGUCUAAGAAGUAAGUGUGUGUUUCUUUACCUUAUAUUGGAAGUACAGUCAUGGAAUACACACUGGGUUUUUUCGUGUCAUAUACCCACUGGUGCACAGAAUGUUUUUCAAUGUAAAUAUCACAUUUAUACUUAUGGAUUGACAGAGUGAAAUGGAAAUGAGGAAAGUGUCACUCUGGUGGUUCAGCUUUCAUUCCAUGUGACUACAUACAAUUGUUGCCAGUGCUACUAUUGUUUUGUCCAACUAGAAAUUGCCUAGAGAUAUUCACUACUGUACUUCUAUGUCCAGCGCUUAGUCCAACAGACACAGUUUAGCUACAGUAUGCUCAAGGUGACAGACAAACCAAAAAGCCCCCCCUCACGCGAAGCACUCGAGGUGAAGCAGUUUCAGCACUGUCUUCACCCAAUCCUUAUACAUCCAUAUAACCAGUGACGAAAACCCAGAAAACAGAACUAAUGCACCUCGGAUCUCCCGCAUCACAUUCAGUCCUGGAAGUUUCUCUCAGUCUACACACAGAAUCUGCCCACAGGAGAUUACUCUCAGGGUAACAUUGGGUCACCUUUCUAAUCUAAACUGUCCCCAUCACUCUGAUGUAUGAUAACAUAUUCAUGGCAAACUGCCCGGCUUUUGAUUGCACCCUAUUGAAAUUGACACAGUGGUAUCCUUCCUGAUCCAUCUACCUUCAUGGCCCUCUGUCUCAUCAUCAUUAACAGAACCCUCUGUCAGUCAGUGAGUGACGGGACUUAGAUGGGACUCAGAUUGCCAGGGAGGAAAGACAUUUGUGUUGCUCAUGAUGAGCCACUCGAAGCACACAGAUUCAUCUCGAUCCAAAGCAAUCUUCCAUUGACCCGUGAUCUAUUCCUGUCCUUUUAUAUAUUUUGUUCUCUGUGUCCCAGCCCGGUUUGAGAGACCUAGCCUAAAUGCCAGGCUGAUUUAAACACCUCUGUUGUGUCUGCAGAGCAGAACCUUUUAACCUGGAGGGAUUUCUCAGACAUCCUCAUUAUGGCAGAAUGACCCUGCAGAUAGAAGGCAGUAAUGAGAGGCAGAUGCCGAUAUGAUGACACCCUCUCACCCUGAUCAGGUUUUAAAAGGGUAAACAUCCCCGUAACGCUAGGUGCAAAUGGAAGCUUUUGCCUAAAGAGAGGUCCUUCACUGUGUUUUAGUGGCGUUGGUAGUGUCUGUCUCUAUGUCUGUUGUGUGAGAGCUUUUUCCUAUGUCAGCUAUAAGAUUUGAACUGCAAAAUCUCUGGUUCCUCUUGAGGUUUCUGCUCAACCUCUCUGUGGUGCUAACUCCUCUUGCUCUGUUCUGUUUUCUCCUGUCACUCCUUUCUUCUUGCCAUCUCUCUCUUUUCCUCUCCGUCUCUAUCGCUCUAUGUCGAUCUCUCCUGGCUUGCCGCCAGCAGCAAAGCUUCAGACUGGGGUUAUUUGAAUGAAGAUGGCGAGCUGGGCCUGGCAUACCAGGGUUUAAAGCAAGUGGCCAGGUUGUCUUCUUCUGCUUUCCAUCUCUACUUACUGCUUUCCUGCUUUAUCCUCUCCCCCGUUCCUUUGCCUCUGGUAAAACUGCACUUCAUUGUCAAUAUUCAAUGGGACAGAAAAGGGCACAAACUGUGGGGGUUAAGAUGUGAGUUAAUGAGCUAUGAAACCAUACUUAACACAGUAAGUCUCCACACUAUGGUACCAGAAUGCUACAAGUUUGGGAAGGAUCAGUCAUCUUUAGGCGUAAUGUAACCAUCCCUUCUCUCCUUCUCCCUGUCUCCCCCUCUCCUCCUUUCUCCCAGGCUGUUGGAGGCCCAGCUUCAGUCUCAGGCCAGGAAACACGAGGAUGAGCUGGAGGCGCUCCACACCCAGAUUGAGCUGCUAAAGGACGACAUAGAGAAGAAGCAGGAGAUGUUAAACCACACCAUGUCUCUGUCUCCUGAGGCCCAGGUGGAGUACAGCAUCCAGCAGGAGAUCACCCGCCUCACCAAUGACAACCUGGUGAGAACACUGCAACCAGGGUGCUGAUCUAGGACUCACAACCAUAUUAUUAUGAUCUAAAAGGCUAAACGGAGACUCUUUGUGAAUACAGGCCCAUGGGCACCUGUUGGAAUGGAACAGCCCAGAGCUCUGAAAGUUAUAGUGUUGAGUUGAUCAUCUUGAAUGUUUUUGCUACUAUAGGACUUAAAAGAGCUUGUGGAGAAACUGGAGAAGAAUGAGAGGAAGCUGAAGAAGCAGCUGAGGAUCUACAUGAAGAAAGUACAGGAGCUGGAAGGUGAGUGAGCCGGAGCUCCUUAUAAAUUCUGUAGGCUAUUUAUUUAUUGGUCUCACUAAGCUGUAAUGUAGGCCAAAGGGACAUACUGUAUGAUGGUUAAUAUGAUGGUUGUUGCAGUAUCAGUAACCACUUUGUCCUCUGCCCUGUCAAGUGUCUGUGACUGCAGCAGCAUCCCAGUCCACCACGGCCAAACCAGAGCUGACCCGUCAGGUGACUGUCCAGCGCAGAGAGAAGGACUUUGAGGGCAUGCUGGAGUACUACAAGGAGGACGAGACCCUGCUGGUCAAAACGCUCAUCACUGGUACGACGUGGCAGCAGAAAGUCAGCUCAUCACAUACACUAUGACUGCAUCACAAGUACAAACACCUAUCAAGUCCAGAGCGUAUCACAAUCUUCUGAAAUCCACAUGACGACUACAAUGAUUACUGAAAUAGUGGAGGAACUUGUACCAGCACAUGACUCUCUGUUAUAGAAAUUGAAUGUUAUUGUAAUAACUAUGAUAUUGUAAUGCAAUGUUAUUGUAAUAACUGUUAUUGUAACGUUAUUGUAAUGGCGAUGUUAUUGUGACCUUAUAUGUGCUGUUUGGUGUUUCCAGACAUGAAGCCCCAGGCUGUAUCAGCCACAGUACCCUGUCUACCUGCCUACAUCCUCUUCAUGUGCAUCCGCCAUGCGGACUACAUCAACGAUGACCAGAAGGUCCACUCUCUGCUCACCUCCACCAUCAACGCCAUUAAGAAGGUCCUCAAGGUAUAGAUACAGAGUUUUAUUCCCCACAUAUAGAUAGACUUCACUCACAUGCUUUAAUGCAGUGCACAAUCUUUGGAAGUAAGUUGCGAGGAAAGCUUGGUCAGAAUACAGUACAGCGAUUCUGGUAUUUUAACAUACAUUUUGCAAUACUUCUGCAGAAAAACAAUGAUGACUUUGAGAUGACCUCCUUCUGGCUGGCCAACACGAGUCGUCUGCUGCACUGUCUCAAGCAGUACAGUGGAGAUGAGGUGAGACUUACUUUGAUCUAUCAGAGAGAUCAUUGUGCUCAUUAUAAACUGUGAAGAGUUGCUAGAAAGGGAUGUUCAGUACUUUAGCUUGUUGAAAUAAGAGGUAGAUUGUCUGACAUUUAUACAAUCUGAUUACUCCUUGAUUCUUCUCCAUGCACAGUGCAUUUUAAAGAUGUACAUACUUUUAAAUACACUUGCUGUAACCUACUCUACAAAUUGUAGCUCACUCUACAAAUUGUAGCUCUCUACAACUCUCAUUCCUGUCUUGCUGUAUUCCUAGUCGUUUAUGACUCAGAACACGGCCAAACAGAAUGAGCACUGCUUGAAGAACUUUGACCUGGCAGAGUACCGCCAGGUGCUGAGUGACCUCUCCAUUCAGAUCUACCAGCAGCUCAUCAAGGUGGCAGAGCACGUCAUGCAGCCCAUGAUCGGUGAGGCGCUGGGGAAUCUAGGUGUCAAGAACUGUAUGGUCCAGAAGUUAGGGACAAUGGACUUAGAAAUGUACCAACCGAUUCUUCAUUCUGGGUUGAUUGUACCGCUGUUUUGACAUUUGAAAAAAUGACUUGCAUGAUAUUUGACUUUUAUAUAUUUAUUCCCUUAUUCUACUGAUUUUCCACAGCUCAAUGUUAUAGUUCAGUACUUAGAUUUCCUAAAAGAAGAAAAGUUAAUCAAUUAAACCUAUAGAAAUGUAUGAAUGAAUGAACAAUGCAUUAACAACGAUCACCUUCCUUCAACUGGGUAGUGUCGGCCAUGUUGGAGAGUGAGUCUAUCCCCAGCCUCGCGGGAGUGAAGCCCAUGGGUUACAGGAACCGCUCCUCCAGCAUGGACAAGGACGAGGAGGGUCCAGGGAGCUACACCCUGGAGGCCCUGAUCAGACAGCUGGGCCAGUUCCAUGGGGUGAUGGGCGAGCACGGGCUAGACCCAGAGAUAGCAGGCCAGGUGGUCCGGCAGCUCUUCUACAGCAUCAACGCUGUCACCCUCAACAACCUGUUGCUCAGGAAAGACGUCUGCUCCUGGAGCACUGGCAUGCAGCUCAGGUAUGUUUAUAUACAGUACCAGUCAAAAGUUUGAACACCCCUACUCUUUCAAGGGUUGUUCUUUAUUUUUACUAUUUUCUACAUUGUAGAAUAAUAGUGAAGACAUCAAAACUAUGAAAUAACACAUAUGGAAUCAUGUAGUAACCCAAAAAGUGUUAAACAAGACGGGAUUCUUCAAAUAGCCACCCUUUGCCUUGAUGACAGCUUUGCACACUCUUGAUAUUCUCUCAACCAGCUUCACCUGGAAUGCUUUUCCAACAGUCUUGAAGGAGUUCCCACAUAUGCUGAGCACUUGUUGGCUGUUUUUCCUUCACUCUGCCGUCCGACUCAUCCCAAACCAUCUCAAUUGGGUUGAGGUCGGGGGAUUGUGGAGGCCAGGUCAUCUGAUGCAGCACUCCAUCACUCUCCUUCUUGGUAAAAUAGCCCUUACACAGCCUGGAGGUGUGUUGGAUCAUUGUCCUGUUGAAAAACAAAUGAUAGUCCCACUAAGCCCAAACCAGAUAGGAUGGCAAAUCGCUGCAGAAUGCUGUGGUAGCCAUGCUGGUUAAGUGUGCCUUGAAUUCUAAAUAAAUCACAGUGUCACCAGCAAAGCACCCCCACACCAUAACACCUCCUCCUCCAUGCUUUAUGGUGGGAACUACACAUGCAGAGAUCAUCCGUUCACCCACACCGCGUCUCACAAAGACACAGAGGUUGGAACCAAAAAUCUCCAAUUUGGACUCCAGACCAAAGGACACAUUUCCACCGGUCUAAUGUCCAUUGCUCGUGUUUCUUGGCCAAAGCAAGUCUCUUCUUCUUAUUGGUGUCCUUCAGUAGUGGUUUCUUUGCAGCAAUUCGACCGUGAAGGCCUGAUCCACACAGUCCCCUCUGAACAGUUGAUGUUGAGAUGUCUGUGACAUGAACUCUGUGAAGCAUUUAUUUGGGCUGCAAUUUCUGAGGCUGGUAACUCUAAUGAACUUAUCCUCUGCAGCAGAGGUAACUCUGGGUCUUCCAUUCCUGUGGCAGUCCUCAUGAGAGCCAGUUUCAUCAUAGAGCUUGAUGGUUUUUGCGACUGCACUUGAAGAAAUAAUAUGGACUUGGUCUUUUACCAAAUAGGGCUAUCUUCUGUAUACCCCCCCUACCUUGUCACAACACAACUGAUUGGCUCAAACGCAUUAAGAAGGAAAGAAAUUCCACAAAUUAACUUUUAAGGCGGCACACCUGUUAAUUGAAAUGAAUUCCAGGUGACUACCUCAUGAAGCUGAUUGAGAGAAUGCCAAGAGUGUGCAAAGCUGUCAUCAAGGCAAAGGCUGGCUAUUUGAAGAAUCUCAAAUAUAAAAUAUAUUUUGAUUUGUUUAACACUUCUUUGGUUACUACAUGAUUCCAUAUGUGUUAUUUCAUAGUUUUGAUGUCUUCACUAUUAUUCUACAAUGUAGAAAAUAGUAAAAAUAAAGAAAAAACGUUGAAUGAGUAGGUGUGUCCAAACUUUUGACUGAACUUUUUUACAGAACCAUGCUGGGGAUGUUAUGUUACUAGGGAUGUUAUAUUUUACUAGUGCCUGUUCUGUUUUUUUUAAAGACCUGACCAGGAAAAGGUCCUUAACGGUACAUGCAGUAUAGCUGAGAGGAGAGCAGCACUCAGUACUGUUAGAGAGAGAGAAAAUAACUGUAGCUCAUUACAGUAGCAUAAGGGUUUGAUGAAGACUCUUCACUGAAGAGGUGGGUCUAUACUAAGUGUGUUUCACUGUGAUUGGUCAGGUACAACAUCAGUCAGAUGGAGGAGUGGCUUCGGGGGAAGAACCUGCACCAGAGCGGGGCGGUGGUUAACUUGGAGCCCGUCAUCCAGGCCGCCCAACUGCUUCAGGUCAAGAAGAAGACGUCCCAGGACGCCGAGGCCAUCUGCUCACUGUGUACCGCUCUCACCAUGCAACAGGUAUACUUAAACACCUGUUACUGAAACCUGUUACACAUCACCAAUCCUUGAGCAUCCAGCACACAGAACUCUCCUCACAACUCUGACUAUGUCUCAAAGUUCACAGGAAGAGUGACAUGUCUUGUCUUCAUAUAUUAACCAGAGUCCUAUUUGUCGUACAGAUUGUGAAAAUCCUCAACCUCUACACACCGCUCAACGAGUUUGAGGAAAGAGUCACUGUGUCCUUCAUCAGAAACAUCCAGGUAACAACUCUUCAUCCGUUAUAAUGAGUGAAACUACUUCCAGUCAAAUAUAAUCUAUUUUCCGUGCCAUUUAUUCAUGUUUUUUUUGUCUCUUGUCCUCAGAAUCGUCUGCAGGAGAGGAACGAUGUCCCAAUGCUCCUGGUGGACACCAAGCACACCUUCCCUGUCCUGUUUCCCUAUACCCCCUCCGCCCUCAGCCUGGAGACCCUGCACAUCCCUGCCAACCUCAGCCUAGACUUCCUCACUCGAGUCUGAGGCUUCAGCGAGGCCUACCACAGGCCUGGUUCUUAGCAAGGAGAAGCAGAGCCCAACAGAGCUCCCUCUAACCUGGGUAGCUUUGUUGUUCUGCUAAACAGCAGAGGGCGCCAAGUCUACAGGACUCAAUGGAAGGCAGAGAACCUUCCAGCUGACCAACAAUGGAUGCUGUCAAGCCUCUGUCUGUGUAAAUCCAGCAGAAUGUGUCAAGUCAUUCUUUAUAGCUGUCCACAACUGCUUCCUCUAUUUGGCUUAUUCUACAGUGGGCUAUUGAGCUCUAUUGAGAUGCUGUGCUUAAUCAGUUCUGUCCCAGACAGUCACAUUUAUUUUUAUUCACUGUAAGGAGUCUCUAUGGUAAGCCCACUGUAAAUUAAUUCCUCUUACAGAUUAAUUGAAUCUGUGUAAAUGUGUGCUCUCACUUCCAUUGACAAGGCAUUGAUUCCCAGUUAGCCACUCCGCCAAGCAUUCAAUGUGUCCUGUUUUUUUAUUUUACAGUAGGCAGUGGUCUACCGUGUCUGGCUUCCUCAUGAUGAGUUAAUUGUACAUGUGCUUCAGCCUCACUCUUCUCUAGACCCCGUCAAUGGACAGCAGAUCAGACUCGGGAGCAGCACUGCAUUGCAGUGGCUCUGUUUGUGACUCACACUCUACACACAGCACUGUGGCUCUGCUGCUCUCUAUCCUUCCUAUGCCUUGAGGAAUUUUGACCUGGUAUCUUAUAUAAGAGCUGUAUCUCUUCUGUGUUCAGAUCAGAGCACACAGUCACACCAUCUCCUAUUACACUGCAUGGUCCAGGAAGUCCGAAGCUCUCAACAAAUCUCUCAACAGAGAGAUGUGUUGUUGUUUUUACUCUAAAUUCAAUUCAAAUGACCGCCAUCUCAUUGAAACAGUAUAAUUUCAGAAUCAGGAGAAGUGAAGCCAAGCUUUAUGUAACUGAGGCGUUAGUAAGUGGGAUAGAUCCAUGUGUUAGUGAAGACUAGGGUUGAGUAGAGGGAGAGAGAGAGCACUGGGAAUGGGACUGGAGGGUG
Molecule: messenger RNA, 43708 nt
Organism: Coregonus sp. 'balchen'
Lineage: Eukaryota; Metazoa; Chordata; Actinopteri; Salmoniformes; Salmonidae
Source: the annotation of a GenBank genome assembly